Formica exsecta is the source of this 2966-nucleotide messenger RNA. RefSeq lists its product as uncharacterized. The coding region runs from base 408 to 2363 and encodes 651 amino acids. Gene Ontology annotation, molecular function: oxidoreductase activity, acting on the CH-OH group of donors, NAD or NADP as acceptor. The record is from RefSeq and is a predicted model, not a curated record. The transcript is spliced from 14 exons. Gene Ontology annotation, cellular component: cytoplasm. NCBI's taxonomy places the organism in Eukaryota, Metazoa, Arthropoda, Insecta, Hymenoptera, Formicidae.
UCUAAAAAUAAAAGGGACCACGGUACCGAUGACGACGUGUAAGGCCGCCGAAUAGUCUGCCUUGGAGAAUCACACGCAUUUACGCACGUGCGUGAAGGGCACGCACCGGCCGACGUCGCGCACACCCGCAUGGCACGCAGACGCACCAAUCAAUAUCAGACUAUACCGGGUGUACACCCCGACCGUCGUGAUCGUCACUCAGCCAGUACACUAUCAGCCACCAACCACACCUUUCGCUGCUUCAGUACCGUCAACUACGUCCCUUUAACGGAGGAAAAGCUUCGUCUGGACCACUGCAUCCGAACACGCAAACUAUCCAGUUCAUCAGCUUAUACCCAGCCUGUUGAGAAAAGUCAACGUGGGCGAAAGAAUCUAAAAGUGCAAGAGUCGACAAGAAUUUAAGGAAAAUGGAAAUAAAAGGGCGAGUUGCCCUAGUGACAGGCGCCGCAUCUGGCAUCGGCAAAGCUUAUGUCAUCGAAUUGUUGAAUCAGGGCGCCAAGGUGGCUGUAUGUGAUAUUAACACCGAAGAAGGGGAGAAAUUGGUGGAGACAUUAGCUGCGAAAUAUGGUAAAGAUCGUGUGAUCUUCUCGCAAUGUGACGUCACGGAUUAUCCGCAACUUGAAGAAUCGUUUCAGACAACGAUCGCGGAGUUUGGUCAUAUCGAUAUCGUUAUCAACAAUGCUGGUAUCAUGAAUGACCGGUUUUGGGAGCUUGAAGUAGACAUUAAUCUUAACGGAGUAAUACGCGGUACUUUGCUUGCUCAACGAUUUAUGGGCACGGAUAGGGGUGGUCAGGGUGGAGUCGUUAUUAACACCGGCAGCAACGUCAGCAUCAACCCUUAUGUCAGCGUGCCAAUUUAUUCCGCGACAAAAGCAGCUAUUGUCAGCCUUACCAGGGCUUUUGGGGAUCAAUAUCACGUAGAUUUGACGGGCGUUAAAGUGAUGGCACUUUGUCCAAGUGCCACGGACACCAAAUUAGUACGAGAUGUCAAUAGGAAGCUUCUAUUGGCUCGAUACGAAGAUGCCUGGCAAAGGGAUACAGCUUCAUCAAUUCCUCAAAGGGCGGAACACGUGGCAAAGGCAUUGGUACAAGUGUUAAACAGCGGCAAGAGCGGAAGCGUGUGGAUGGUGGAGAAGGACCAGCCACCGCACGAGAUCAGCUUCGCGAAGCACAAAGCGAUACUUUUGGUACAUUUUAUACUGACAGCAGAAUCCGCGAGACAAAACGUGGAUGUGAAAAUGGAUUUAUGUGCUAUUUCUCUCACAUUCAGGUUUCGAAUUAUUCAACGCCCGUUCCAUGUGCAGCAUCAAAUGAUUUUGUUCUCGCUGCUUCUUGCCUAUCGGCGCAAAUCCGAUCUUGUUUACCUCGAGAGUGGGUUCACAUUAUCCGUAUCUGAUAUUCUAUCACGUACGGUCGACAUCUCGAAUAUCAACAUCUGCGGCUCCUCUUCAACGAUACCUGACAGAUUCAUUUGCGGAUCAGUAUCUGACAAGAUCGAUCCGAAUCGAGAUUCACGCGAAAAUCGCGAUUUGCAUUCAUCGUCUCGAAAAGAAGAGGACGCGUCAGUAAUGGAGAUUCAGGAGAAAACCGUGCUUAUCACCGGUGGAGCCAACGGGAUCGGUUAUUGCACCGCUCGGGAAUUGCUUCGAAGUGGAGCGAAGGCCGUCGCAAUUGUAGAUUUGCCCGACUCGAAUGGCGAAACUACUGUUGCGGAAUUGAAUAAAGAAUUCGGCGCAGACCAUGCUAUUUUCCUCGUCGGAGAUGUGGUGAAUGCCGACGAAUUUACGGCUUGCUUCGACAAGGCGAUAGAAUCAUUUGGUAUAUUGGAUAUUGUUAUCAAUAGUGCCGGAAUAAUGAACGACGCGGAAUGGGAGCCGAUGGUUGAUGUUAAUUAUAAAGGGAUUGUACGCGGCACGAUAUUGGGUCUGAAUCAUAUGGGAAAGCACAAGGGCGGAAAGGGCGGCACUAUCGUUAACAUGUCAUCGAUAGUUGGCUUGCAAAGCAAUCCGAUCGCGCCGAUUUAUGCCGGGACGCAGUUCGCCAUCGUCGGUUUUACUUUAUCGUUACAGACUUUCUACGAAAAGACGGGCAUACGUGUUUUGGUAAUAUGUCCCGGUCUUACGAACACUGCCAUGGCCUCCAAGUUUAUGUCAAGCAAAGUUUAUGCGAUGGAUAUUGUCGACGACGAGAUUGCUGCCAAGGAAAUGACAACGAUGGAGAGUCAACCACCUGAACAUGUGGCGAAUGCUAUCGUGGAAUUAAUCGAAAAGGGAGAGAACGGCGCGGUCUUCGUCAGCGAAAACAAUCAACCUGCACAUGCUGUGCAAUUACCGUCUUACACCGAUCUGAAAGUUUCAGUGUAAAACUUGCAAUUUCCACGGCGGAUCAUUUUUGGUACACAAAUACUGGCAUCAUAAUUUUUCACGAUCCGUAAUAAUGAUUAAUUAUCUUGUGUAUUGGAAUUAUACAAACAAAUUUAUGCUUUUUUCAUUGCGACGUGAAGUUUUCAAUCAUUAAAAAUUAACUUGCAUUGGAUUGCAAUUUUCCUUCAGAGAUAAAAUUUAUUUAUUAGAUUUUUCUCUCUUUCUGUAUGUAUAAUUAAAAUAUAAAUUUUAACUCGUAGCUGUGAGAAGUUGAAAAAUAUAAUGAUAAUGUUUAAUCGUUUAUUUCGAUAAAUAUAAUUAUGUUUAUUGAAUAAUGUUAAGAGAAGCAUAUUGUAGAACUUUAUUUGCUCUUUCGAAAAGUUCGAACUGCAAGCAGAUUCUUAUCGCUUGCAUUUCGUCGAAACUCGAAUUAGCAGUAGAUAUAUAAUAAACAAUAUUAAAAAAUAGACUUCUGUAAUAACUAAUUAAAUAUUCAAAUAUUUAACUAAAAUAGUGUGGUAAUGACAGAUAUAAUAACAGCUAAUAAUAGGUAUAUCUAUUUUGUUAUUUCAUAAAAGUAAAUAUAAUAAAUGACGGCAACUA